AUGCAGAUGCGCCGUGUUGUCAUCACCGGGAUCGGCAUGGUUUCGCCGCUCGCGGCGGACGCCGAAACCACAUGGGCCCGCCUGCUCGAGGGCCGAAGCGCCGCGCGCAAGGUCACCGAGUUCGAGGUCGACGACCUGCCGGCGCAGAUUGCCUGCCGUCUGCCGUUCGGCGACGGCAGCGACGGCACCUACAAUGCCGACGACUGGAUGGAGCCCAAGGAGCAGCGCAAGGUCGAUGAUUUCAUCGUCUAUGGCGUUGCCGCGGCCGAACAGGCGCUCGCCGAUGCCGACUGGCAUCCCGAAAGCGAUGAGGACCAGAUCGCGACCGGCGUCCUGAUCGGAUCGGGCAUUGGCGGCAUCGAGGGCAUCGUCGAGACCGGAUACGUGCUGCGCGACCGCGGUCCGCGCCGCGUUUCGCCUUUCUUCAUUCCCGGCCGGCUGAUCAAUCUGGUCAGCGGCCAUGUCUCGAUCCGCCACAAGCUGCGCGGCCCGAACCACUCGGUCGUCACCGCCUGUUCGACCGGCGCGCAUGCCAUCGGCGAUGCCAGCCGCCUGAUCGCGCUGGGCGAUGCGGACGUGAUGGUCGCCGGCGGCACGGAAUCGCCGGUCUGCCGGAUUUCGCUGGCUGGCUUUGCCGCCUGCAAGGCGCUGUCCACCGGCCGCAACGAUGAUCCGGCUGCCGCCUCGCGUCCCUAUGACCGCGACCGCGACGGGUUCGUCAUGGGCGAGGGCGCCGGUGUCGUCGUGCUCGAGGAACUCGAACACGCAAAGGCGCGCGGCGCGAAGAUCUACGCCGAAGUGGUCGGCUACGGCCUUUCGGGCGAUGCCUAUCACAUCACCGCUCCGUCCGAGAAUGGCGAGGGCGCCGAACGCUGCAUGCGCUCCGCGCUCGCCCGCGCCGGCAUCGCGCCCGCCGAAAUCGACUACAUCAACGCCCACGGCACAUCGACCAUGGCCGAUACGAUCGAACUGGGUGCCGUUGAGCGGGUUCUGGGCAAUGCGGCGGGCAAGGUGUCCAUGUCGUCGACCAAGUCGUGCAUCGGCCAUCUUCUGGGCGCGGCUGGCGCGGUCGAGGCGAUCUUCUGCACGCUGGCCAUCCGUGAUCAGGUCGUGCCGCCGACGAUCAAUCUCGACAAUCCCGAUGUGGACACCGCGAUCGACCUUGUACCGCAUCAAAAACGCCAGCGUCGGGUCGAUAUCGCCCUGUCCAACUCGUUCGGCUUUGGCGGCACCAACGCCUCGCUGGUCCUGCGCCGCUUCGACGCCUGA
Messenger RNA from Effrenium voratum, 1269 nucleotides. The record is from the annotation of a GenBank genome assembly. Lineage: Eukaryota; Dinophyceae; Suessiales; Symbiodiniaceae.